Molecule: messenger RNA, 1302 nt
Organism: Dictyostelium purpureum
Lineage: Eukaryota; Evosea; Eumycetozoa; Dictyosteliales; Dictyosteliaceae
Exons: 3
Coding region: 1-1302 (433 amino acids)
Biological process (GO): protein phosphorylation
Molecular function (GO): protein kinase activity; protein binding; ATP binding
Source: RefSeq, a predicted model, not a curated record
AUGACAAUCUUGGAAGGAGUUCUAUUAUCUAAAGAUAUUUCUUUAUCAUCAGGAGAGAUACAAUUUAAACAAAAAUCAUCUAUCGAUAUUAAAAACAUUUUAAAUUGGUCAUUAGAAGAUGUAUCUACUUGGUUAGAAUCAAAGGAUUUGAAAAUAUUUAUCAAUAGUUUUUCAAUGAAAAAAAUUGAUGGCAAAUUCUUAUUGGGUAUCGAUCAAUGUGAUUUUAAUGGAUUGGGGGUCACAAACAAUAUUACAAUCGGUGAUAAAUUAAAAUUUAAAAAGGCACUCUCAAAACUAAAAACCAAAUACAAUACUUUAAUCAACUCAGAGACUCCAGCCUUUUCUGUAAAAAAUGAACAGGCAUUACCGCUCCCUAAAAUAGAUUUUAAAGAUUAUAAUAUAACACCAGUCGGGAAAGGUGGUUUUGGUGAAGUUUAUAAAAUGGAACACAAAACCAGUGGCUCAACAAUGGCAAUGAAAAAAAUACCAAUAUUAAAAAAUAAAAAAAUUUUUGAAGAAGUUGAAAUUUUAUCAAAACUAAAACAUGAUAAUAUUAUUAAAAUUCUUUCAUACCAAAAUGAUGAAAAUCAUUUAUCAAUUUUUUUUGAAUAUUUACCAGAUUCAAUUUCCUCUGUAUAUUAUAAAAAGGGUGCUUUCAAGGAAUCAAGCUGUAGAAAUAUUAUAACAGGUGUAUUAAAGGCAUUGGUUCAUAUUCAUAGUGAAAAAGUAGUACACAGAGAUCUAAAAGGAGAUAACAUUUUACUAAAAGGUGACCAUCCAUACAUAAUUGACUUUGGCUUAUCUCAUAAAUUUGAUAGAGAAUCACAUUCAACAUUUUAUAGCAACGCUGGUACACACUUUUGGCAAGCACCAGAGGUUAGAUUAAAUAUUAUUGGUGAAUGUGGGAGAUCAAGUGAUAUUUGGAGUCUCGGUUGUACAAUCGUUGAAAUGUUAGUAGGUGGUAAUCCUUGGCAAAACAUUAAAGUUGAAGAUGGGUACCACCCACCAAUUCCACCAAAUUUAUCAGUAAAUCUAAGAGAUUUUUUAAAUGCUUGUUUUUUAAUAUCACCUGAAGUCAGACCAUCUGCUAAAAAGCUGCUCAACCACCCAUGGAUUCAAGGUAAACCAGAUCUCUUAAAAGAAAUAACAAAACAAGAAAAUUUAACAUCAAGUACACUUCUUAAUGAAUAUAUGUCGAAAGGAGCAUACCUUUUUUUAAAUCAAGCUAAGAAGGACCUUCUCCCCUUUGAUCCAACCUUAAGCAAACAUGAAGUCAACUUUAAUAAAGGUUUAUUAUUGUAA